UUCAUGUUGUAUAAUUCUUUGCAGAAUUUGAUCAUCCCUCAAUUCUUUUUAUUAGUUGUAUCACUUGUGAUUGUAUGUGUAUGAGUUCAAGCUGCUUUUAAAAUAUUCAUCAUGUCUUUGGUCCAGAAACUUAUGAAAGAAACUGGUGCUGAUGAAAAAUCAGCAAAGUAUUUAUUGGAAGCUUGCAGCAAUAAUUAUAAAAUGGCUGUACUCAUGUAUCAAGAUUCACAGCCUGCACAGUCAACAUCAUCAGAAGCCAGAGAAGAAGAUGUGAGGGCACCAAUUCCCCGUAAGUUUGAAGUUUUAUGCCCUGAGCCUGGUAUGUCUUCCUCACACAACCUCAGAAAUUGGGCAACCUGGCAUGACUCAAGUGACAACAUACCAUUCAGGAACACUAUGCACAUGAGAGACUUUGAACAGGAGACCAGACAUCAGGAAGAAAUGAUGGGCCUUGGUCGUGGUAUUUUUGGGGCUGGUAGCUCCAGAGGCUCACACGUUGCCGGAACAAGCAGCGGUUCUUCAUCUUCAAGUGGAUCGCAUUCAUUGGGAGGUGAAGCAGACCUUCAGUCCAAGCUGAAAAAACUUGAAGAUCUGUUCAAACCUCCUCUUGAUCUCAUCUACAAGGGUUCUUUCUUUAUGGCGCGAGAAGAAGGCAAGGAGAAGGGCAAGUGGCUUCUCGCCAACAUACAAGACAACAAUGACUUCAUGUGCCACACACUCAACAGGGACGUAUGGUCCAACGCCAACGUCAGGAAGCUGCUCGAUGGCACCUUCUUGUUAUGGCAGGCAGCUCAUGAUAGCGAACACGGACGCAAGUAUAUGAACUUCUACCCGUCAGUAACCUUCCCGUACAUCGCAAUCAUCGACUCGCGCACCGGCGAGCAUAUGAGCACCUUCACAGAGACUGAUCCCAAAGCCUUCUGCAAGUUCCUGAAGAACUUCAUCAGCUUACAUGGCAGGAUGCCCAGCAAUCUUCAGUUUGCUGCUGACUUCGCAUCACCGGAAGCUGGCAAGAGGAAAACUCCAGAUUCUGAUGUCUCAAACGGCCAUGAUUCAUCAGCACUUUCCAAAUUAUCGCGCUCGAGCCAAGCUAGCGACGUGUCAUCCAGUCGCUCCAAGGCGUCAGGCUUGUCUGAACGCGGGCUUGAAGCUCAAAGCCUCCGUGAAGUGAGCCAGUCUGCUGUUAAACGCAAGGCUCUGUUCGAUAUCACUGAAGAAGCCCAAAUGGAGCUCGCCAUCGCAGCGUCUCUGAAGACCUGCCAGUCCAACUCAUCAGAUGCAGAAGACAACGACGACCUGCUUUCCCUGAACAGCUCCUUGGACGAUGACCAAGAAAUCAAUUACUCGUUUGAAGACAAUAACGCUACGACCAGUGAGGCGGUCGCUUCAAGUCAUUCCCCUGAUAAAAAUGAGACUGGCAACAGACCUUGUGAUAAGAGUUGCGAUGCAGGCAGUGGCAGUCGCAUUAGUGAAUGGAGAACUGCGAAGAAUCACCUUGUCAACGGCGCACCAGUGACUGUUGGCAGCUCAAAAGAUGAUAGCAUUAAGACCCUAGGAGAAUCCGAGAAAGACGAUAGUGAAAGCUGGCGUCGCCUGGCUGCUGAGUAUGACAACAGCGACAGCGCUGCCAUUGUGCUGCGACUCCCAGAUGGCAAGCGAGAAACAAUUAACCUGCCACGAGCAGCGCCUCUGACGGUGCUGCGGCGGUACUUGCGGCCCAGAGGAUAUUCCCCACCAGGAUAUCGGGCCUUCACUGGCUGGCCUAAGAUAGACGUGUUUGAACUGGACGAGUCUAUCUCUCUGAAAGACGCCGGCCUCUCGCAAAGAGACACUAUUAUUCUACAAAAAGAAUGAUGGAUAUUAAUAUAAGAAGUGAUAACCGGUCGAGUGCUCACCGUCGGAUGACUUAUCCUACUGCAUGGAAAUGUAAGGAUAGUUUGCCUGAUGUCUUGUGUUCAUAGGUUAUGAAAGAUGUUCAAUUCAGCAACCAUGAUAAUGAGCCCAUUCGUGUAAUUAAAAUUUAUUUUUGAUCA
This is a messenger RNA of Hyalella azteca, 2033 nucleotides long. Its product is annotated as UBX domain-containing protein 7. The record is from RefSeq and is a predicted model, not a curated record. Gene Ontology annotation, biological process: proteasome-mediated ubiquitin-dependent protein catabolic process. Gene Ontology annotation, cellular component: nucleus. Gene Ontology annotation, molecular function: ubiquitin binding. NCBI's taxonomy places the organism in Eukaryota, Metazoa, Arthropoda, Malacostraca, Amphipoda, Hyalellidae. The transcript has 11 exons. The coding region runs from base 112 to 1854 and encodes 580 amino acids.